Messenger RNA from Prunus avium (sweet cherry), 3251 nucleotides. The record is from RefSeq and is a predicted model, not a curated record. Lineage: Eukaryota; Viridiplantae; Streptophyta; Magnoliopsida; Rosales; Rosaceae.
CACCGAUUCUGACUGUAAUCUUCUUCUAUACCAAGAACACCACCUCCAAACCCUCAAGGAACUCCAAACUUGUUCAGACUCUCACAUGUCGAAGACCCUUCUGUCUCGCAUCAAACCCCUCCACAACCCAAAGCCCGCUUCUUUAUCUUCUUCUUCACCACCCCACAUCAAGAGGCUAGUCAAUGACACCAUCCAAAUCCUCAGAGCCGAUGACCAGUGGGAACAAUCUCUUGCAACCCAAUUCUCUGAAACCGAAACGCUUGUUUCCGACGUUGCCCAUUUCGUUUUGGACCGAAUACAUGAUGUAGAAUUGGGUUUGAAGUUCUUUGAUUGGGCUUUUAAGCGACCGUAUUGCUGCUCUCCAGAUGGGUUUGCGUACUCUUCGCUUUUGAAGCUUUUGGCGAGGUUUAAAGUGCUUUCGGAGAUUGAAUUGGUAAUGGAGCAAAUGAAAUUUGAAGAAGUAAAGCCGACCAUUGAUGCGUUGAGUUUUGUACUUCGCGCAUAUGCAGAUUCUGGGCUCGUUGAUAAGGCUCUUGACUUUUAUUGUUUUGUAGUUAAAGUGUAUGAUUGUGUUCCGGAUGUUUUUGCGUGCAAUACAUUGCUAAACGUGCUUGUAAAGAAUCGGAGAGUUGAUGUUGCACACCGGGUGUAUGAUGAAAUGGCUGAGAAAGGUGGUGGUGAUCAUGUAUGUAUGGAUAACUAUAGUACUUGUAUCAUGGUGAAGGGUUUGUGUAAGGCAGGGAAAGUUGAGGAAGGUAGAAAGUUGAUUGAGGAUAGGUGGGGAGAGAGUUGUGUACCAAAUGUUGUUUUUUACAAUACACUUAUUGAUGGAUAUUGUAAGAAAGGUGAUGUCGAAAAUGCUAAUCGGCUUUUUAAAGAGUUGAAGUUGAAGGGGUUUUUGCCCACGUUGGAAACUUAUGGAGCUAUGAUAAAUGGGUACUGCAAAGAAGGAAACUUUAAAGCGAUUGAUCGACUUUUGAUGGAAAUGAAGGAGAGAGGCUUGACUAUCAAUGUUCAAGUACAUAAUAGUAUUGUUGAUGCUAGAUGUAAACACGGUAGCUCAGCUAAAGGAGUGGAGUCUGUAACAAUGAUGAUUGAGUGUGGUUGUGAGCCAGAUAUUACGACCUACAAUAUUUUGAUUAAUAGUUCAUGUAAGGAUGGGAAGGUUGAGGAAGCUGAGCAGUUUUUAAACAACGCAAUGGAAAGGGGAUUAGUGCCAAAUAAGUUUAGUUAUACUCCUCUUUUUCAUGUAUAUUUCAGAAAAGGGGAACACUGUAGGGCAUUGGAUAUAUUUACUAAGAUAACAGAAAGGGGACACAAACCUGAUUUGGUUUCUUAUGGAGCUCUCAUCCAUGGACUUGUUGUUUCUGGGGAAGUUGAUACUGCAUUGACAGUCCGGGACAGAAUGAUGGAAAAUGGAGUAGUGCCUGAUGCUGGCAUUUUCAAUGUUUUGAUGAGUGGCCUUUGCAAGAGAGGGAGGCUUUCUACUGCCAAGCUGCUGCUUGCUCAGAUGCUUGACCAAAAUAUACCACCAGAUGCAUUUGUUUAUGCCACUCUGGUAGAUGGGUUAAUCAGAAAUGGCGACCUUGACGAGGCAAAGAAACUAUUUGGGUUAACAAUUGACCAGGGUCUAGACCCUGGUGUUGUGGGGUACAAUGCCAUGAUUAAGGGUUUCUGCAAAUUUGGAAUGAUGAAGGAUGCACUGUCAUGCUUUAAAAAAAUGAGGGAAGUGCAUCAUCAUCAUCCUGAUGAGUUCACUUAUUCAACAAUAAUUGAUGGGUAUGUCAAACAGCAUAACUUGGAUGCUGCUCUGAAUUUGUUUGAACUGAUGAUCAAACAGGGAUGCAAGCCAAAUGUGGUCACGUACACCUCCUUGAUAUAUGGGUUUUUCCACAAGGGAGAUUCCCGUGGAGCUGUAAAAACUUUCAGAGAGAUGCAAUCUUGUGGUAUGGAGCCAAAUGUAGUCACGUACAGCAUACUUAUUGGAAACUUUUGCAAGGAAGGUAAACUUGCAAAAGCAGUCUCCUUUUUUGAACUAAUGCUAAAGAACAAGUGCAUUCCUAAUGAUGUUACCUUCCAUUAUCUGGUCAAUGGGUUCACAAAUAAUGAACCUGGUGCAAUUUUGGAGGAAGUGCAUGAGUCUCAAGAAAAUGAGAAAUCUAUUUUUCUGGGUUUUUUUGGAAGGAUGAUAUCAGAUGGUUGGUCCCAAAAGGCUGCUGUGUAUAAUUCCAUUAACAUUUGCCUUUGCCAUAAUGGGAUGGUUAAAACUGCGUUACAGUUGUGUGAUAAGUUUGUAAAUAAGGGUAUCUUUCUAGAUUCUGUUUCUUUUGCUGGUCUGCUUUAUGGUAUUUGCUUGGAAGGAAGAUCCAAGGAAUGGAAGAAUAUCAUCUCUUUUGACUUGAAGGACCAGGAACUCCAAACUUCUUUAAAAUACUCGCUCAUAUUAGAUGAUUACUUACAUCAAGGAAGACCAUCUGAAGCUACACUUGUUCUGCAGUCAUUGGUUGAAGAAUUUAAGUCUCAAGACCAAGAAGUGGAUCUUACAGACAUAAAAACAUAGAGGAAGAACAUCAUCUUUGUUUUUGUUUUUGUUUUUUUUUUUUGGCCAGUGAGUUGUCAGUUGAGGUAAGCUAGCGCUACAACGGAAGUCACUUUUCCACUCCAUGAUACAUUGAGUGGUUACAUAACAUAAAUGAGGGUCAUUUAGACAUUUUGUGGACAUGAUGACUUGAUAAAUCCAUCAUAAGAAUUGGCUCUCGAGGAUCCAAAAGAGUUUCUUUGACUCUAUAUACAAAUAUUUUGGUAAGGGUAUUCUUAACAGACCAAACACUUCGGACUUACGAGCCAAAGGUUGCUUUCUUUGAUCAUAGAUUAAUCCUACCUUAUGGUGUUUGUGAAUGCAGUUUGGUGACGCUCAAGUACAAAUAGUUCAGUAUACUUGUAGAUUAGCUUUAAUUAUUACAUACGAAAGCAAUCAUGCAUGUCAGCAGGAUAUUGGAUCAAACGUGACUUUCCUUUUGAGGCUAGGAAGGAUGAUAGUCAAUUCUACUGCAGGGUGGUGAAGCCAUAAAGGAAGUGGUUUCAUAGACAAGUAAGAACUAAUUAAGGAUGCAUCAUCAUCAGUUGACAUGCAUCAUCGUACGUCGCGACACCGCGGCAAUGAUGCUCCUAGUUGCCACCUUCCUCACAGCCUCGACUGUCCACACAAGCCCUCCAACUCCUUCCCCAAACAGCUACACCUCGGCGCUCCA